AUGACAGAAGCACCAUCACCCCCUCACAUAUCCAAUAACACCACUGGGAUCACAUUACAGGAUCAUCAAGUAACUGUUCCAGAUGGAGAUAAGCAAGAAAUGGUGAAACUUGAAGUUGAUGGAGGAGGAGAGUCGGCUUUGGUAGAGGAUAGAUGCUCUGAUGGGGUGUAUGAUAAGCCUCUUUCAUGUUUUGGUUGUGGCAUUGGUUGGUUCUCGUUUCUACUGGGAUUUGCUUUUCCUCCACUAUGGUACUAUGCAACUGUGCUUUACUUUGGGAAUUAUGUUAAAGACCCUAGAGAGAGACCUGGCCUUGCAGCAUCUGCAAUUGCUGCUUUAAUUUCCUCAGUUGUAUUGGUUGUCCUGCUAGCUUCACUAUUCUGUUAG
Molecule: messenger RNA, 384 nt
Organism: Fragaria vesca subsp. vesca
Lineage: Eukaryota; Viridiplantae; Streptophyta; Magnoliopsida; Rosales; Rosaceae
Exons: 4
Coding region: 1-384 (127 amino acids)
Source: RefSeq, a predicted model, not a curated record